AUGAAGAAGUUUAUCACCAUUGCAGGAGCUAUCUUAGUAGGAACCACAGCUGCCACUUAAUUAACACUUGAAGAAAAAGUUGUUGAUGGUCUCCUCCACGGCCUUGAAGCUGCUGAACAUGAUGUUUAACUCAUCAAAAACUAACUUCAAAGUAUUGGACACAGAAAAAGAUCAAGUUCAGUCGAUUCUACUCCCAAAGUUGAGGGCUUCUUCCUAAGUGGUCUUGGUGAGCUCACAGGUAUUGCUGGCGAUCUCACUGGUAUGGGGCUUGGAAUUUAUCAAACUAUUGAGCAACCAUAAGUUGAAGGUUUCCUGAGUGGUCUAGGGGAGCUUACUGGAAUAGCUGGUGAUCUUACAGGUAUUGGUCUUGGAAUUUACAAUACUGUUCACCCUAAUGUUCAGGCUCAAUACAUGAAUGAUUAUGAUGAAGAAGAUAUUGAAGUUGAAACCCCUCUAUUCAGAGGUCUUAGAUCUCAUUUUUCAUCAUUAAGAAGACCUUCGUCAUUUAGAAGAUAAUCUACUCCAACUUUCAGAAGACCACCAACAUCAACCAGCCAUCCAUUAUCAUCUGGAAAGAAAUCCUCAUCUUCCCUUCACCCAAUGGAAAUUGCUAAUAUGGCAUCAUAAAUUAUAUCUGGACUUGGAUAAGCCGGUGCUGGUAUAUACUCUCAAAUUGAGUAAGGAAGAGCUGCAGCUGCUCAAGCUAAAUAUUAUGAGGAAUAAUAGCAAUAAUAAUAAUAACCUCAAGUCCAACAAUACUUUGAUGGUCCAGUUUACGUUAGACCUACAAGAGUAGUUUAUAAUGUUCCAGCUGGCGGAGUUAUCUAUCCCUAUGAUGAAUGA
Messenger RNA from Stylonychia lemnae, 843 nucleotides. Lineage: Eukaryota; Ciliophora; Spirotrichea; Sporadotrichida; Oxytrichidae. The record is from the annotation of a GenBank genome assembly.